GGAAACAUUUUCCCGCUUUAUUCUAUAGCCCCCCCUUUCUCUCGGUGGAAAUGGAAGAAGAGAGUUCAGUGAAACUGAUUUCGGUUUCCGACCUACUCCACCGUCUCCGCCCUAUCACCGGCGCGUCGUCACUCUUGCCCAGCCAUUCAAUUCGUCGUCCCACUCUAUACAAAGAGAAACCUCAGCCGUCUGAUCCACAAAACCCUAACAUACAUAAAAUCCUUAAACCUCUUAACCACCCGACAGUACUCGUCGGAACCCUAAACCUAACCUUAUCUUCUUCAUCCUGUUCUAAUUCAAGUUGCCUCAAUUUCUCCGACCAUUCUGCCGCCGUUUGUUGCGACAUUCUCGACCUUGAUCUUCGGGUUAUUGGCCAAAGAAUCAGAAUCACUGCCUGGAAUUUCCUUCCUCUGAAACCUCAAGGCGGAUAUCUAGAAAUUAUCAGGUGGAGCCUCGAUCAGUCUGAAGAAAAUUCCAUAUCCAAAUUUAAUGCAUUCCAUCUGAACUCUGCAGUUCCUGCGUAUGAAGAAAGUAUAGUUCCUCGUCACUUAAUCUACGGUUUACUGGAAUCCAUUAGCCCUGUCUCAAAUGUUCCAUGUACAGCUCAUAAAACCGGUACCAGAAACGUUAACGGUUUUCUAGCCGAGAUUACCAUCUGUGAGUGCGCAUUGUGUAGCUCCAGAGACAAGGUAAUGUUAUUGCAUGAUAUAACUAGAGAACAUAGUAACUCUCAUAAGUUCUCUAAAUCAAGGAUUCUUUAUUUUUGUGAAUCUGCCUCGAUCUCGUAUCCUGUUAUUUCAAGGUUGGUGGGAGGCAUUAUGCUUAUCUCCGGCAUGAAGAAGAAGAUGGUUUUCCUUGGAGAAGGGAAGUCUUUGAUGAUGUAUGUGACCACAGAGAAAGCUAUCCUCCAUCUUCCAGUCUCUAAGAGUAAAAGAGCCAUGAAUGGAAGAAAUAUUGCAACCAGAGAGAAGGGGCUAUGCAGUGCCCAUACAGGAAGUAUUACUGGGGUCUACAUGCAGGGAAUGGUUAUAGAAUUGGAUCAACAAGUGUUCUUGUUGCUCACAGAUCAUCAACUCUUGAUGCCACAUAGUUUAAGAGUUGGUGCAACUGUAACAGUGAGGAAUUUUCAUCUGGAGGAUCCCAAAUUUUCUUGGACAAAAGUAAAAGUGUUUGGAUCAUGCUAUAAGACUAGCAUCCAUGUCAAUAUAUUUUCUCCAAUUGAAAGCGGAUGCUACCAAUCUUUACAAUCUCGUAGCCUUCUCAGGAAGUUCAUUGAAUCACUUUCAUUUUCUGCUAGAUUAUGGGUUCUGCUUGUUGUCUCAUCUUUGAAGAAAAAGUUUUCUGGGAUUUUAUCUGAGAUGGAGAUCUUAGGAUCUAAACAUAUGGAAGGAUUAGUUCAGAAAUAUUCCAGUUCAUGUUUACCUUUAUCAGUAUUCCGAUUUCGGCAUGGAGUUCUCACAGAAUAUUGUCAGCAUGAGUUAUAUGGAUGUGGCAAAGAAAUCGAUUACACCCCUCCAAAAUUGGUUGUGCCAAUUUCCAAUCUCAUAAGUCAAUGUGAGGACAUAUUCAUAAAAAAAUUAUAUCAAAGUGGGAAAGAUUCUGAUAUGAUUAAUCAAUUUAGCAAUCUAGUUUGUGGAGGGAACUCUCAUGAUCAACCAAUUAGAACAAUCUUGAAAAGUGAAGAUUUGAACAUUGUUUUGCUUGGAUCUUUAAAGAUUUCUGAAUAUUCUAGAAGGUUGCAGUUAGUUGAUGCAACAGGCAGUAUUGACAUAGUCAUACCUGAUCUUUCAUCUGAUUGGAGCAUUAAAGACAUAUAUGAGAUAAAUGACUUCAGUGUUGUAAUUGAAGGAUUCCCAAGACAACUACAACAUUUACAAUCACUCAACAAUGAUCCAUUUUCAUGCAAAAACAUCUUCAACCAUUUUCAAUCAUCAAGGAGAAAACAAUUUACAAUUUAUAUUUAUUGCUAUAUAAGAGACACAAAAUCAAGAAAUCAUAUUUUAUGUCCUAGAAUGGAUAAGGAGGAGAAGUAUAAAGAGCUAGAAAGUGGAAACUUUCACUUACUUUAUUUAAUGCACAAAUUUCCUCUACAACAAAAGUUUGCAGGUGAUGAUGUUGCUACAAAUAAUUUAAGUGUAUAUGUUGAGGCCAUAGCUUUUCCAUGGAAUUUGGUUCUUUAUAAAAGAGAAAGAGAUUCAGAAUCUGUUAACAUGUUAAAUGGCAGAGUUGUAAAUAUGCAUAUGCAGGAAGAUUCUUUUUGUAAAAGAGCUGCAAGGAAGGUGCUUUUGGAGUUCAAAUCUGAUAGUUUCUCAAAGUAUGAGUUAUUGAGAAUUGGUGGGUAUUAUUUGGUAAAGCAUGAUGAGAAAGAUGUUGUAUGCAACUCUUCAAAGGAGUGUAGUAGCUUUGUGAACACUAAAUCACAUUUUUGGACUAGUGUUUCUUUUUGUAAUGAUGAUGAGGCUUCAUUUCAUAACUUAAAUGAGAUUGAGAUAUGUCCAGAUAUUUAUGCGAAUGUGUCAGUUGACUUUGAGGUCAAACUCAAACAACUCAAACAAGAUCUUAUUCUCCCAACUAAAUCAAUCAAACAAGUAUUCAACACUUGUUUGAUUCCUUUGGUAUCUGGUGUGAAUUUGCCCAAAGGGGAUUUAUUAUCAUUCCAAGGACUUGUGUUAGGUGUUCAUACUCAUCAACUUUUUCAUCAUCGUAUCUUUCAUGGAGUCUCAAGUAGUAGUAUCUGUAUUCAUGUAUUAAUCGACAAUAACAUGGUGAAGGUUUAUAGUAGCUUAAGUCAACAAAGUUAUCCAAUUGGAUUUGGACGAGGUGUUAAAGCUAAGUUUUAUCGUGUUCUUUUGACAUCUGAAGGGAGUGUGCUUAAGUUGACACCUGCAUCUUUCAUUGAAAUCAACUCCAUCACCACUGAAGAUGACCUAAAUAUCAAUAAUGACUCAAAUGACACAUCACCACAUAUGGACACCACUUCCUCAUUAGCAAAUUCUCUUCCUGCAACUUUAAUUUCUGAAAUGAUUCACUUCUCACACCAUAAACAAAUCCUCCGAAUCCAUUGCAAAGUUGUAGCAAUUCAUGUAUUGGUAUUCGAAAAGAAGAACGAGCUCCCACACUCAAAUGUGAAGAAAUUCCCACUUGCUGGUUUCUUAAUCGAUGAUGGAUCAUCAACAUGUUGUUGCUGGAGUGAUAAUGAAAGCAUGAUUACUUCUCUUUUGGGAUUGACAUUAAAACAUUCAAGAACAAGUUUAAUGAAGAUUUUAGAUGAACAUGAUUCGAUUGUAGUGAAGAACUACGGAUGUUUCUCUGAUUACUCUUGUGUGGAUGUUAAAGUUUCGGGCAGUUCGGGCAGUCUUAAGGAGUCGGAUGAGCAGUUUCUCAAGUCCAUACUACUCCACGCUUGCUCCAUCAACACUUGGAAUGUUGAGGGGAGUAUGCUGGAUUUGAAAGGUGUGAAUGAGUUGGAGGAAAGGUUAAGGAGAUUGGACUUGGUGAUGCUCCCACUCCAACAUAUAUGGGUUUCUCAUGUUUCUCAUUUGGAUACUUUGAGUGAAGGAAGAAGCAUUCUUCAACAACUCUUAAAUCUUUGAACUUUAGUUGCUUGUAACUUCUGUCAGAUAUAACAUGUUGUAUUGUGUUUGACAUGUAUUGGACUGACAAUGACAGUGAAUAAGGGAGAGGCCUUUACCGAUAUAGCAUUUUCUUUUUUGUAAAAGUUGUGAAGGAAAAAAAUUGGCGAUUCAUUAUAGGCUAAGAUCACUAUAUGUAUAUUAAAUUCAAGUUAAUAUGUAUAUGCAUCAUGAAUUGUUUGUUUU
This is a messenger RNA of Lactuca sativa (garden lettuce), 3818 nucleotides long. It is a transcript of the gene CTC1, whose product is annotated as conserved telomere maintenance component 1. Gene Ontology annotation, biological process: telomere maintenance via telomere lengthening; positive regulation of DNA replication. The record is from RefSeq and is a predicted model, not a curated record. NCBI's taxonomy places the organism in Eukaryota, Viridiplantae, Streptophyta, Magnoliopsida, Asterales, Asteraceae. Gene Ontology annotation, molecular function: telomeric repeat DNA binding; single-stranded DNA binding. Gene Ontology annotation, cellular component: CST complex.